This is a messenger RNA of Cooperia oncophora, 627 nucleotides long. NCBI's taxonomy places the organism in Eukaryota, Metazoa, Nematoda, Chromadorea, Rhabditida, Trichostrongylidae. The record is from the annotation of a GenBank genome assembly.
AUGUACGGUGGUCUUCAUGGAAAUCAGAACAACUUCCUUACAAGAGAGGCUUGUGAGGAGCGAUGUGGACCUAAUCCAUGUUUCGAGGGCCGACCAUUCGUCGGUGUUGACGGCCGUCCCCAAACCUGCUCCAUCUCUGCGAAUCUGAACACCUGCCCAGCAAAUUAUUGGUGUCAUAUUGGAGCUGAUAUGAGCACUACUGUUUGUUGUCCAGGAGCUUCCAUUAAUGUCUGCAACUUGCCGAUGUCCACUGGUGAAGGGAACUACAACUUGGAACGAUACUACUUUGAUCAGUCAUCAAAAACUUGCCGUCCGUUCAUCUACAACGGUCUCAAAGGAAAUCAAAACAACUUCAUCACUUUGAGGGCUUGUCAGCUUUCUUGCCAACCUCUGGACAAUCCUUGUAUCGGUCAGCCUGCUACCACUGCAGCUGGGCAGGUGCUAUUCUGCUCAUCUACCAACAAAGACGCUUGCCCAGUGAACUUCUGGUGUCAUCUUGGUGCAACACCCGAAACAACAGUAUGCUGCCCUGGAGCGACAAAUCCCUGCUCGGUUCCACUGGCUCCCGGCACAGGGAACGCAGGACUGUCUCGGUGGUACUACAAUCCAGAUGACAGGGUUUGUUGA